ACCGGUUUGUUUUUUAGAUGACAUCGUAUUCAACUGUCCACAUCCAGUCGUUGCCGAAGAAAUCAUCUUCGACUACAGCGGAUGCAGUCCAGGUCAUCUCAUGAAGUUCCUAGCUUGUUCUACAAAGCUGAUAAAAAUCCUAAGGAAGGCUUACGCUAUCAGACUGACCAGUUUGCACUUGGUAAACGCACCGUCAACCAUCGAUCGAGCUAUGACCGUGGUCAAGCCCAUGCUGCAUCCCAAGAUUAGAGAAAGGGCAAGUUGA
Messenger RNA from Acanthoscelides obtectus, 265 nucleotides. The record is from the annotation of a GenBank genome assembly. Lineage: Eukaryota; Metazoa; Arthropoda; Insecta; Coleoptera; Chrysomelidae.